UGGCACCGUUAAUGUGUACGUGACGCAGAAGAACUCAAGAUAAACAAAAUUUUGCUGCAUACCGUCGUACUGGUCACCCGGGAAGAAGUGCACUGCUGCAGGAAUCGGAACCGAAAGUCCUACCUGGAACCAAACCCUACGCAGGAAACGAAACAUCAGGAAUGGCCGCGUGUGACCAAGAUCUGACAGGCACCGAGUCACUGCGUUGGCUGGAUGCCUGCACGUGCAGCCUUCUCCACUGUAUCGCGCCGGUCCUGACGCCCAUCUUCCUGCUUCUCGUCUUGGUGCUGCUGUGUACGCCGCUUCAAAGCUCGUGGUUAGGCAAAGAUGGGCCCUCGGAGGAAACCAGGAUGCCCCCUGCCCCACCUCGCCGCCUCGCUGGACCAAUCUGUGUCGAGGAAGACCCAUGGUUAACGCAGGCUAUUCGCGACUGCCGUAGUCUGCUCCGCAAUCAGCAAGACAUGAAACACCGCAUCACCAGGUUGCUUGCCGAGGCGAACCUGAGGACCGAGCCGUUCGCUACGAGAGAGAUUCAGCAUCGGGUCCGCACCAAUGUCCAGCCUCGGGUGCUCGGACGGGUUGUUUACAGCACUAGCCCUUCACACCCUCGGAGCGAACCAGACAGGAGAGACAGGGACGCCGGUGCCACAUCCGCCAACAUCGUGGACCACGACGGCACAUCGACCGUCGGACUCCAGCAACCCGGCGAUGCUUCCUUGGUGGAAACCCACUUGGACCAGCACCGACACCGGACCAAAUUGAUGGGCGCUUACCGGAAGAGGCACCGUCGGUGCUCGAAGCGAUUGCGGCCUCUCAGCGAGGUGACCAGCAGUGACCGCCAGUGGCUGUUGGACUCGCGUUAAUACUUACACUUAAUAUGGCACGACAGAGCAAAACUAAAAUUGCAUAACCUUGACCAGGUCCUGCGGUUGCGUUCUCGACAAAUAUAAACGACUACAAAGCACGAAACGGUCGUGUCGUCAUUGUUCAUAAACAAAAUAUUGAGAUAGACAGCAUAAACCAUUGGGCCCGAACAUGGUCUCAGUUCGCAUAAAUGAAUGACGAAUAAAGUUGAUCCAGGAAUCAUAGUUCUGGUCUGUUGUUUCGAUUGCAAAUUGCAAUUACGAAGCAUUGAUGGCAUUCUAAAAGGGCUAAACAUAAAGGAAAAUGUAUCAUUGUAUAUCGCUGAAGCGUGAGGAGGAGGAUGGCUUAUGUGCGAUGCUGAAAGCCUACGCUAACUCUAGUGUGCAAGGCGACGGAAAUGUUCUUCAUAGUGUGGUGGUCACGAAAAAAGAAGUGAACACAGUUGCUUCAAGAACGAAUAAUUCGUGCUCAAUGUGACUUCUGAGCCCACGUUGGUUUUCCAUGUUUUUUUUUUUUUGUGCAGCGUAACAGAGAGUCUGCGUGAUUUCCAAAUAAACUGAACGGUUCGACCCAUC
Messenger RNA from Dermacentor andersoni, 1439 nucleotides. RefSeq lists its product as uncharacterized. Lineage: Eukaryota; Metazoa; Arthropoda; Arachnida; Ixodida; Ixodidae. The record is from RefSeq and is a predicted model, not a curated record.